AUGUAAUUCUGAUAUUUCUUUUCACUUUACACAUGUUCAAGCAAUUUCAGGGUGCAGAUCAUGACAUACUCCUAUAAAUUAAUGUUGGAAUGCUUCUUCGAUUUGUAGCAACAAAAUCUGAAACCACUAGUGUAACAUUUUGAUCAGAGCAAAAAAGAGAUGACUCAUGAACAAAGAGAAGGAGGUUACUCCAGCCCACAUUGGAAAGGCGAUGGUUCUACACUUGACCAAAGUUUCUCAGGAUUGAUUAAAGUCCCUGUUAAGGCUCUAGACAUCACAUGGGGUAAUGAUACUCGGUUUUGGCAACAGAUAGAUCUUACGGAUCAUGAUACCCAGGAGAUCGGAUUCAAGGAAGGUAUGCUGCUCCUUCAGGUGAAUUGGAUUGAAGUCAAAGGAAAUCUGAAUAUCACUCCCACUGAGGACACAAAAUAUGAAAUAUAUUAUAUGGUCAAGUUCAGGGUUGAUGCAUUUGGUUGGCAUUCAGCUCCUAUCAAGUUCAAGGUGAGACACAAAGGAGAAGAGACACACAGUAACAUUAUGAUAUUGGAGUCCUACAGAGAGAAACAUGAUGUGUGGCAUGAAAUUCCAGGUGGUGAAUUCUCAGUUGCAUCAAAGGACCCUGUGAAUGUUGAAUUUGGUAUCUUUGAAGUUGAUAGUGACUGGUGGAAGGGUGGUAUGGUUCUUGGAGGAGUUAAGAUUAAGGCAAAAUCAGGUUGAUGAGAUGGCUUUUCGUUGAAGAUUUGGAAGUUGCUUCUAAAAUCUACAUGCUAGGCUUAUUAUGAGUUUUCAUGAUUAAAAUAUAUAUAAAGUUGUAUGGUUUCAUUGUUGCAGUAUAAAGAACCAAAGCCCUAUACAUGCUUCGGCUGUUUGUGUUAUUAUUAUGAGUUUUCAUAAUUAAAAUAUAUAUAUAAAGUUGUGUGUA
Messenger RNA from Vitis vinifera (wine grape), 922 nucleotides. Its product is annotated as protein PHLOEM PROTEIN 2-LIKE A5. Bases 160 to 717 code for a protein of 185 amino acids. The record is from RefSeq and is a predicted model, not a curated record. Lineage: Eukaryota; Viridiplantae; Streptophyta; Magnoliopsida; Vitales; Vitaceae. The transcript is spliced from 3 exons.